AUGGCAGCCAUGCCGAGGGACGGAUUGGUGCUGGGUCUCCAGCCCGAGGCUGGGCCUCAACAGGGAGUGAAAUUGGAGCAACCGGACCUAGCGGCCUGUGACCCAGGAGUGGGGAAUGGCCCGCACAUCAUGCAGGCCAGGAAUACCAGGGAAUUCUGGGAGAGAAACAUGUCAGGCCACGUUAAGCAGGAGCCACAGAAGGGGCCACAACAGCCAUGGGAGGCCCAGCUGCAGGAGUUCCUCAGAGCGAUGGAGUCUUCCCACUCCGACGGGAGAAACCCGCAGCAGCGGACGUUGGCGUUGCGGGACGAGGCCCACCCCGUCCUGCCUCCUUCGGUGGGAAUGGAUGGCGCCAGGCCACAUCUGAGGAGAGAGAUGACAGCCCCUCUCCUGCCAGGGCCCUGCAGAGAAGCCCAGCAGCCGGCUAACAGCCCCUUGGCCAAAGAGACAGGAGAGUCCGGGAAAGUCAAGGAAGAGGUCCUGGGGGAGGAGGAGAACGGCGUGGCCACUGGCAUGGACGCCGAGCGCCAGCGCUUCCGGCAGUUCGGCUACCAGGAGGCCGAGGGGCCUCGAGAGACUUGCAGCCGCCUCUGGGAUCUUUGCCACUGGUGGCUGAAGCCGGAGAGGCGCAGCAAGGAGCAGAUCCUGGAGCUGGUGAUCCUGGAGCAGUUCCUGGCUGUCCUGCCCUCGGAGAUGCAGAGCUGGGUCAGGAAAGGUGGGCCGGACAGCUGCUCGCGGGCGGUGGCCUUGGCGGAAGACUUCCUGCUAAGGCAGCAGCGGCCCGAGCAGGUGAGUGUCUGCUUCUCCCUGCUACCUUCCUCUUUUUUUAAUUUUAUUGGAAGUUUUAUUUACAACAUAACAUAAACCCCCCAUUCCCGCCAAUACAGAAAUCCACCCUCAUUAAGCGUGAACAUAACGUCCAAUAAGCAUAACAUACAACAAUACAAACAACCAAAUAAAAGACUUCCUCUAUUCCGUCCCUGGCCUCCUUAUUUACUUCUUAUAAGCUGUUUCCUUUAUGAAUAAUUAUUAAGAUUUUUCUAAUUAUAACUUAAAUAUCCACAAAGUUUCCUGCAGACAUUAAUUGAAACAAGUCCAGGUAUGUAUUUUAGGGCACUGUUUUGUGACGUAUUCUCUGCGUUUCCCCCAUGCUUUUUGAAACUCUUCUCUAGUGUGAUCUCUAAUUGCCUCUGUUAAUCUACCCAGUUCAAUAUACUCUAACAGUUUGUCUUGCCAUUCCUUUUUCGUUGGCACAAUUUCUUUUUUCCAGUUUUUAGCAAUUAGGAUCCUCGCCGCUCCUGUGGCAUAGAGGAAUAUCUGGAGGAAUAUUCUGCUUCUCCCUGCUACCUGUGAGGCUUUCGGAGUUGCGGAGAGGGCAGAGGCAGGCCGCAUUCACAGCCUACAUUAAGGCACUAUAACAGUCACGGCUUCUCCCAAAGGAUUCUGGGAGCGUUCAGAAACCCCCGUUUCCCUCACAGAGCUGCGGUUCUCAGAGUGCUUUAACAGUCAACCCCUCUUCUCAGGGAGCUCUGGGAAUUGACGGCCUCUGAGGGGGAAAGGGGGCUUCCCAACAACUCUCAGUGCCCAUUACAAACUCCCAUAAUUCUUUGGGGGAAGCCAUGACUAUUCAACAUGGUCUCCUAGUGUUUUAAGUUGGGUGAACGUUGGCCUUAAUGGACGGACAGUGGCAGAGCUCUUACUUCGGAUACAGAUACAGAUGGGUAGCCGUGUUGGUCUGCCAUAGUCGAAGUAAAAUUCUUCCUGUAGCACUUAAGAUCAACUAGUUAGUUCUGGUAGAAGCUUAGUGUGCAUGCCCACUUCUUCAGAUACCAAAGUAUCUGAAGAAGUGUGCAUGCACACGAAAGCUUAUACCAAGAACUAACUUAGUUGGUCUUUAAGGUGCUACAGGAAGGAAUUUUUUUACUUCGGAUACAGAAAUAUUCAUAGGUUCAUUCCCUGGCAUCUUCAGUUCGAAAAAGGGCCUGACCGCAAGGGAUGGGAAUAAUCUUCCUCUGCAUGUGACCUCAAUAGCUGCUGCCAGUCAGAACAGACAACACUAAGCUACAUGGGGAAGAAACUUAAUUCAUUGUUCACACUUAGCAAGCAGAAGGUCCCAGGUAUCUGAAACCCAGGGUGUGGGUGUCUGCUUCUAGCCUGUGAAUGGUCUGAGUAUGCCCUACAGUAGCUGAAAUAAUCACACAUUUUCCCCUUCCUCUCCCACCCACCUAUUUUUUUUUUUUUAAAAUAGUGUAAGCUCUCUGGGGCAGGAGUGAAGCACCAUGCCCACCAGGCUGGGGUUGGAUAAGUAAGAACAAUCUCUCCUUCCGUUUCAGGUGCCGGGGGUGUCCAAGGAGGGGGCUGCCAAGAUCCCUGAAGUGGAGGCAUCUCCCUUGGGUGCCUGGCCAAGGCCUCUCUUCAGAGAGAUCAAACAGGAAGGCGACAGGGAUGCACCCUUGCUGGGUAAGGAUUCCUGGUGGCAGAGUUUUAUCCACAUUGCUUCUCCCGUGUUUUUCUUUGGUCCUGCCCAGCACUGGCAUAUGGCCCUCAGAAGGUUCUGCAGAAGGGAAAAUGGCCCUCACACUGAACAAAGUCUAAACAGAGAACAUUGUCCUUCAGGUAACCUGGUGCCAAGCUCCUCAGGGCGCUGCACAUUAAUAGCAAGGCUUUGAACAUGGCUUCGUAGCUAACAGGCAAACAGCAAAUAACAUUGAGAUUCUCUCCUUAUUCCAGCAGGAGGUGGGCAGGAGCAGAACAUACAAGAAGAUGCCAGGAAACGGGAACCGCACUGGGUGCUGUCAGGAAGAGGCGGGCAGAACGCCUCUGGCUGGCCCAAUCAGGGCAAAGCGUCUGCCAGCCAGGAGGAAGCAUACCCCGAGAAAGAAGGGGACAAGUUUAUAAAUUCCCAGGGCAGGUACGUGGAAUUUGAUGGGAAUGCAGCCCAGCUCGCCGUCCCUGCACCAAGCGAGUCGCAGAAGCCGGCUCACGAGAGGCAGAAGUCCUGCGCCCACUGCGGGAAAGACUUCCAGCUGAAGUGCAACCUGCAGGCCCACGAGAGGACCCACACGGGCGAGAAGCCCUACAAGUGCUCCGUCUGCGGGAAGGGCUUCAGCACGAGGGCGUACCUGAUCACCCACGAGAGGAUCCACACGGGCGAGAAGCCAUACCAGUGCUCGGACUGCGGCAAGAGCUUCUGUGACAACUCCAACCUGAUAGUCCACCGGAGGACCCACACGGGCGAGAGGCCCUACACGUGCAGGGACUGCGGGAAGAGCUUCCGGGAGAGGCCGGUGCUCAUCCGGCACCAACGGAUCCACACGGGAGAGAAGCCCUACAAGUGCAGGGACUGCGGCAAGAGCUUCAGCCAGAGCUCGGGCCUCCUGGUGCACGAGAGGACCCACACGCGAGAGAAACCCUACACGUGCACGGACUGCGGGAAGAGCUUCGGCGGCAACUCGAACCUCAGGGUCCACAUGAGGAUCCACACAGGGGAGAAGCCCUACAGGUGCUCGGACUGCGGGAAGAUCUUCAGCGACCGCUCGCUUCUCGUGCGCCAUCAGAGCACCCACCAAGAGGGGAAGUGUUAG
This is a messenger RNA of Podarcis lilfordi (Lilford's wall lizard), 3584 nucleotides long. Lineage: Eukaryota; Metazoa; Chordata; Lepidosauria; Squamata; Lacertidae. The record is from the annotation of a GenBank genome assembly.